UGGACCACGAGGGGUUGCCGUGUACAAUAUUUUUUUCAUAUAAGAUUGGCGAAAGCGCGCACAAACAGACGAGUGUAUAUAUGUAUGUGUAUCAACUUUCUAAGGCAUUUUGUUUGUUAGAUACUACUCAUUCAAUGGCCAACCAUCACCAAUACGAACCGGAAAAUGCCCCAAAACAACCGGAAGUCAUGGUAGUGAUGGUGCCGCUUACGGCGCAAGGGCAUCUCAACGAGCUCCUCCAUUUCUCCCGCCUCAUCUGCGCCUACAACAUCCCAGUCCAUUACCUUAGCUAUGCCGUCCACAUCCGCCAGGCCAAGCUCCGCGUCCAUGGCUGGGACCCCGCCGCCGUCCCUAACCUCCACUUCCACGAAUGCGCCGCCCCCUCUUUCCCGUCUCCGCCGCCCAACCCCAACGCCCCCACCAAUUUUCCCGGCCACCUGCAGCCCCUCUUUGACUCCUUGUCGGACCUCCGCGAGCCCGUUACCUCGCUGCUACGCUCGCUCUCUGCCGCUGCCCGGAGAAUCGUAGUCGUCUAUGAUUCUCUGAUCGCUUCUGUGGUUCAGGACGUCGAGUCGAUUCCGAACGCGGAGUGCUAUGAGUUCAUUAGCAUUUCGGCUUUUUUUAACUUUUUCUACUUCUGGGAAUUGAUGGGAAAGCCGAUGGCCGUUGAAGCUGAAGUUCUGGAGGGGUUGCCCACCCUGGAGGACUGCUUAACGCCGGAGUUCACGGAGUUUAUGACCAAGCAACUGGAUUUCGGGAAGUUCAGAGCCGGCUAUCUGCUCAACACUUGCAAAGCAAUUGAAGGUCGAUACAUCGAUUUACUUGCGAAACCAGAGAUCUUAAACACCGAUAAGCUGUGGGCUAUCGGACCAUUCCAUCCAUUGACAUUAAACAAAGAUCACAACCACUUUAAACCCCGCCAUGAAUGCCUGGAAUGGCUCGACAAACAAGCUCCCAACUCUGUGAUCUACGUUUCUUUCGGGACGACGACUUCCCUGUCUGACGAACAAAUCAAGGAACUGGCGGAUGGAUUGGAGCGAAGCCACCAAAAGUUCAUAUGGGUAUUGAGGGACGCAGAUAGGGGAGAUAUUUUCGCCGGAGAAGGAGAGACGACGGCCAGAAAAGAGAAGCUGGCGGCGGAAACGUUCCAAGGGAGGGGAAUGGUGGUGGCGGACUGGGCGCCGCAGCUGGAGGUUUUGGCCCACCGGUCGACGGGCGGGUUCUUGACUCAUUGCGGGUGGAAUUCGUGUAUGGAGAGCAUUUCCAUGGGGGUUCCGAUGGCGGCGUGGCCCAUGCAUUCCGACCAGCCCAGGAAUGCCCACCUGGUGGCGAAGGUGCUCGGAGUUGGUCUGGUUGUCAGAGAUUGGGAACGCCGGAAGGAGGUGGUUGGAGCGUCGGAGGUUGAAGAUGUGGUGAGAAGAUUGAUGGAUUCGGAUGAAGGAGAGCGGAUGAGGAAGAGAGCGGGGGAAUUGGGGUCCGCCGUGCGGCAGGAGGCGGCUGAAGGUGGGGUUUCAUGCAGGGAGCUGGAUUCUUUUGUUGUUCACAUCUCUAGAUUCUAGUAAGUAGAUUUUGGGUGUUUAAAAUAAAUAAUGAUAUCAACUCAUCAAACACCACUCACUCACUCAGCAUGCCACUUUAUGCAGUGGCUAGUCAAGGGUUUGAAAAGAGUGAAGGUGGCUUGAGAAUUAAUUAUUCAUUCCUUUGGAAGUUGCAUUUUCAUAUUUUCAGCUUUAUGUGUUUAAUUUCUCAUUUAAGUUUUCUCUUGAAGUGUAUUGUUAUUAGCUUAUAAAUACCAUGUAUCAGAAGCGGCGAGGGCAAUUCCUUCCAAUAUUCGAUCCUUUAAUAAUAAAUUUGAGAAUAAAAGUUAUGUAUUUCUCUCUUUA
Molecule: messenger RNA, 1883 nt
Organism: Diospyros lotus (date-plum)
Lineage: Eukaryota; Viridiplantae; Streptophyta; Magnoliopsida; Ericales; Ebenaceae
Product: zeatin O-glucosyltransferase-like
Exons: 2
Coding region: 81-1559 (492 amino acids)
Molecular function (GO): UDP-glycosyltransferase activity
Source: RefSeq, a predicted model, not a curated record